AUGGCAAAUUUUAGCAGGGACAAUACGCUUCAGAAUCCGGAACUCGCACUACAUCUCGCCGCUCACAAGAACGACAUCAUCAAGCUGCGGGCCCUCAUCAGUGAAAACUGUGACCUGGAACGCGGGUCCUCCUACGGGACUGCGCUGCAUGUUGCUAUUACUAGCGACCAACCUGAUGCGGUGCGGAUACUGCUCGACGCAGGGGCAGACUCUGAGAAGCCUCCCGAUUGCUCUAGCUACGAAUGUGAGAACUCGUUGGUGCUGGCUGCGAUAUGGGGGAAGCGCGCCAUCGUCAAGAUCUUAUGGGAUCACGGCGUGGCGCAUGAUCUCCCAAGCGUACACAAACCAUCACUCGACCAUCUUUCAAACCAACGCAAGUCGGCAAAGAUCCGUCUAUCCGCGCUUAGUCAGGCCGCGUUACAGGGCUUCGACGGGAUUGUGAGUGACCUUUGUGCCUGGCGGGCCAUGGAUGCGGAUGAGAUGGAUGCUGCACUGUUUUUGGGCGCUGUGCGGUGGGAGGAUGAUGUUAUCCAAGCACUUCUCCAGGGCGGUAAGGUGACACAGGAUGGUCUCGAUGAAGCGCUGUUGAGAGCAGCGUCCCAUAGGAUAAUGCUAACAGAACGCGGUCUUGCGGCGGUUGACAUGCGCCCGCAAAAGCAGGGGAGGGUCAUCGAACUGCUGCUCGACGCUGGCGCAAGGAUAAAUAUUCAACAACCUGUCUCGGGUAACACUGCUUUGCAUAUCAGUGCUUCUUCACCCGAUACUGUUGGAGCAGUACGAGUUCUACUUGAGCGAGGCGCGGAUGUACAUAUUAGAAACAAGAAGGGCGAAACAGCGAUCGCAGGCGCCAUGGUAAAACAGCGCCGUCCGCCUUAUAAACAACCUCGCGAGAUCUAUAAUACGGACGCUAUUAUGAUGCUACUACAACACGGAGCCUCGGUCUUUGUUACGGAUAACUUUGGACAGACACCAAUGCAUAUACUUGCCUACUACGGGACAUAUUCGCUCUUCCAGCGUUGCUUAGAUUACCACAGCAACCCCAACAUCUUCGUUACAACUCUCUAUGGCGAGACACUGCUCCACAGGGCAGCAAAUGGGAACCAGGUAGAAAUCGUCGAGAGGCUACUUGCUGACGGAGCAUGUAUCAACGAAACGUCUUCUUCAGGUUGGACGGCUCUCAUAUUCGCUCUCUCAGAAAAAUUGGGGGGUGUAGAGAUGCUACAAGUCGUCAACUUACUCCUUGACCACGGCGCGAAGGCCACAGAUACAACCGAGGAAGGGUGGACAGCCCUACACCGUGUCGCCGAUGUUAGUGAUAGGUAUCAUGAAGGGGUCACAGCUCUCAUAGACCGUCUUAUCAGCCUUGGUGCAGAUACUGAGGCGCGGGCCGUUGUGCCAGGCAAUAUAGACAAGUAUAGGCCCGUGGGCUAUCAUCUCAAACUUUCUCUACAGGAACAACCUCCGAUCGCCAGCGAGCAGACACCGUUACACUGGGCAGCAAGCAACGGGUCGGUCACCGUAGUAGAGGCGCUACUACGGCACGGCGCCAAUCCCGUUGCGAGAGACAGUACCAAUUCAACACCUGCACUAUGUGCUGCAUAUGCACAGCCAGUCUACGGACGUGAAUAUAGUAUAGCAAAGAGGCAGCAGGUUAUCAAGCUACUACUGACUCAUGGUGCGGGUUAUGAGGAUGAAGAUGCCAACGGCAGGGGCGUCUAUGGCUGGGCCGCUGUCAAUGGAUUGCCCCUUUGGUGGCCGGAAUGUAGAAGACGAAAAGUUUAG
Microsporum canis CBS 113480 is the source of this 1782-nucleotide messenger RNA. Its product is annotated as ankyrin. The record is from RefSeq and is a predicted model, not a curated record. Bases 1 to 1782 code for a protein of 593 amino acids. NCBI's taxonomy places the organism in Eukaryota, Fungi, Ascomycota, Eurotiomycetes, Onygenales, Arthrodermataceae. Gene Ontology annotation, molecular function: protein binding. The transcript is spliced from 2 exons.